This is a messenger RNA of Staurois parvus, 273 nucleotides long. Lineage: Eukaryota; Metazoa; Chordata; Amphibia; Anura; Ranidae. The record is from the annotation of a GenBank genome assembly.
AUAAGGCAGAGAAUAGUCUUGUCAAAGCCGAGUCAGCAACGUGCGGGCAGCGAGGUACCGGAGGAGCAGGCAGAGAAUGGUCAGGGUCACAAGCCGGGUUCAGUAACUCAUGGGCAGCGCGGUACAGAGGAUCAGGCAGAAGGAUGGUCAGGCAAGCCAGGGGUUAAACAGGAGAUGGUCAGCAGGGUCAGGAACAAUGCAGAGGUCGGCAACAGAAGAUUCACAGGAUACCAGCUCCAGGGGCUCAUGGGAAACAAUACACCAAGGCCCUGA